AAUUGCAUUUGCACACAUUAUCAUUAUCUCUCUCAAAAUGGCUCUUAAUCUGAGAAAAUUACGUCUUUCAAGCUUUGUUCUAGUGGGAAUAAUUUUUGCCUCAGCAAUUAUUUCCGCUACUAGUGUUGAUGUGGGUAGUAUUGUGACUCCUGAGUUCUUUGAUGGGAUCAAGAAUCAAGCCGCACCAGAUUGUCCAGGGAAGAGCUUUUACACGAGAGAUGUGUUUCUGAAUGUUCUUGAUCAAUAUCCUGAGUUUGGCCAAACUGGUUCGGAUGAUGAUUCUAAGCGUGAGAUAGCUGCAUUUUUUGCUCAUGUUACUCAUGAAACUGGAAGUUUGUGCAAAAUAGAAGAGGACAACAAGGAAGUCUACUGUAAUGACCCUAACUAUGCUUGCAUUCCAGGAAAGUCAUACUAUGGGCGAGGACCAAUUCAACUCACUGGAAAUGGUAAUUACAAAACGGCUGGAGAUGCUCUACAAUUCGAUGGACUAAACUCUCCUGAAAAGGUAGCCCAAGAUCCUGUUCUAUCUUUCAGAACUGCCUUGUGGUACUGGAAGACCAAUGUUCACUCAGUUGUAAACAACGGUUUUGGGGCAACAAUCAAGGCGAUUAAUCCUACUGAAUGUGGUGGCGGAAACGCUCCUGAGGUUCAGAGUCGUAUUCAGUAUUACAAAGAAUAUUGCACCAAAUUUGGUGUUGAUCCUGGCCAGAAUCUCUCUUGUUAGGUUCUUGCACCAGUUGAAUUACUAGUAUAUAGAGAAUAAAAAGAGUUGCUUCAUGAACAACUUAAUUAAUUGUUUGAGUACCCUUAUAGCCUUCUGAAGGUUAUAUGUAUCUGGGAAUAUGUUAAUGCUUAUUUACACAUGCAGAUCUUGUUUUACCUUUAUUAGAAGAUAUAUAUGUGAAAAGUGUUUUGAUUUGAUAUCA
Pistacia vera is the source of this 926-nucleotide messenger RNA. RefSeq names its product endochitinase EP3-like. Gene Ontology annotation, molecular function: chitinase activity. NCBI's taxonomy places the organism in Eukaryota, Viridiplantae, Streptophyta, Magnoliopsida, Sapindales, Anacardiaceae. The record is from RefSeq and is a predicted model, not a curated record. Gene Ontology annotation, biological process: carbohydrate metabolic process; chitin catabolic process; cell wall macromolecule catabolic process. The transcript is spliced from 2 exons. The coding region runs from base 38 to 724 and encodes 228 amino acids.